Messenger RNA from Tremella mesenterica DSM 1558, 1050 nucleotides. RefSeq lists its product as uncharacterized. NCBI's taxonomy places the organism in Eukaryota, Fungi, Basidiomycota, Tremellomycetes, Tremellales, Tremellaceae. Gene Ontology annotation, biological process: DNA catabolic process. The transcript has 8 exons. Bases 1 to 1050 code for a protein of 349 amino acids. Gene Ontology annotation, molecular function: nucleic acid binding; endonuclease activity. The record is from RefSeq and is a predicted model, not a curated record.
AUGCGAUUAUCUCUUUUUCUAGCAGCCGGGGCUCUAUUACCUCAGGCAUGGUCCUGGGGAGCCAUAGGUCAUGAGAUAGUAGCUACCAUAGCUCAAAUACAUCUCCAUCCAUCUACUCGUAAGAAAUUAUGUGGUAUACUACCUCCAGAGGCAAAAUGUCAUUUGGCUCCUGUGGCGGCGUGGGCGGAUCAAGUGAGGAUGAAGUAUAGAGGAACGGCAGGGAUGCAUUAUAUUAAUGGUAAAGACGACCAUCCGAGUGAUACGUGUUACUUUGGUCAACAUGGUUGGAUGAACGAAGACAUUAACGUCUUGACAGCCGUGGCUAAUAUGACACAGCUCAUCAUGGACGUGUUAAUCCCCAGAGACAUCCCACUUCGAUUCCUUAUCCACUUCAUUGGUGAUAUGCACCAACCUUUGCAUCUCACCGGUCGGGACAAGGGCGGUAACGGAGCUUUGUUCAGGUGGGAAGGACAUAUGCGAAACUUGCAUAGUGUGUGGGAUGGUGGUUUGAUCACUAAGAAAAUUAGGGAGUUGGGUAAUUACACUUCGCCUUUGCCAUCAAGACAAAUCGAAUCUUCUCUCCUAGGUACAAUAUUUGACCCUUACGUCCGAUUCAUAGUUUGGGAAGGUAUACGUCAAUGGUAUCUCCCAUCUCUUCCAACAUGGUUAUCAUGUCCUUCCACCGGUUACGCUUUACCAUUAAAAGAAACUGAAAAUCUUCAAAACGCUUUAUUAAACUUACAUCCUUUGAAAUUGAACCAAACGGCUUGGGCGAGAGGUAUGGAAAAAGGUGAAAUGGUAUUUCCCGUUUGUCCUUUUCAUUGGGCACAACCACUCCAUUCUAUCAAUUGUGAUUUAGCUUGGCCGAAAGAAUAUACUGGGAAUCAUAGUGAUCCUUUGAUUGAAUUGGACAGUGAUGAUUAUUACGGAAAGAUAGUUAGGGAAAAGACUUUGGAGAGAUUGUUAGCUAUGGCAGGGUUGAGAUUAGCAAAGGUUUUAAAUGAAGUUUAUGGUGAUGAGAGUGAAAUUUUGUAUUUGAGUUAUUUGUAA